CGGCGGGUGGCGCUGGCCGCGGCGGCUCCGGGCUCGGUGUCCUUGUGCGGAAAUGACACACGGUCCCGUCACGUCACGCGAGAGCGCAGCGCGCGGACCCUCGCACACAAAGAGCGUGGGGGGGGGAGAGGCGGGCACCCGCUCCGGCCGCCCCCGCCACCGCCGCGACCCCCGCGCCCCGCCGAGUGAAAUAGAAGAUGAAUUCAGCUGAAAUCACUGAUGAUGAUGAAGUAAAAAUUCCUCAAAAAAAUAGAGUGAAAGUAGAAGCAGAAAAUGAAGAUGAAGCUCUAGACUGCUCAAUUACAUCCAGAUCCUCUGAAAAACACUCACUGGAUGGCACAGUUCCUUGCCUGCAGGAUUCCAACAAAAGGAAACAGAUCCCACUUGGCUGUGAUGGUUUAGGGAGCCAACCAGACGGUUUGCUCGGGGUGAAGAAAAGACGCUUUGUGCAAGAGGGCCCUGUUUCCAACAUGAAGAGCAGAGACACUGGCUCACCCACUCAGGUGAACACCGAGCAGCCAGGCAAGAACAAGAAUCCGAACGUCACGUGGCUCUGCGAAGAAGAAUCCUUCAGUGACAUAACCACUCCGUCUUACAAGAAGCCUCUCUAUGGCAUCUCACACAAAAUCACAGAGAAGAAGAACCCACCGGGAGCAGAGCAGUUUGCUUCUUACGAGCUGUUUGAAAAAAUCAACCCCAGCAGCCCCUCGCACCUUCGGACUUUGAACGAUCAACGCAAGAGGGACUCGGCCUCGGUCAUCGCCGUCACGGUGGGUACUGCAGAUUCUGACCCAAACAUAUAUUCUUUGAUCCAGAAAAUGUUUUACACCCUUAACACCCUCAAUACCAAUAUGACUCAGCUGCACAGUAAAGUUGACCUGUUGUCUCUGGAGGUUAGCAGGAUUAAAAAGCAAGUCAGCCCAGCAGAGGCUGUCGCAGACUUCAAGCCUCCCCCGGAGUACCAGCUGACUUCUGCAGAGCUGAAACAAAUCAUGGAUCAAAGCACAUCAGGUGGAGACUUAGCCUGCAGGUUGCUGGUGCAGCUCUUCCCAGAGCUCUUCAGCGACGAUGAGUUUGGCAGGAGCUGCAGUGCCUGUGGCUUUCUCAACAAAAGGAAACUUGAAUCUCUUCAUCUGCAGCUUAUCCGUAACUACGUGGAAGUUUGUUAUCCUUCUGUGAAGAAUACAACCGUGUGGCAGGUAGAGUGUUUGCCUCAAGUCAAUGAUUUUUUCAAUAGAUUUUGGGCUCAAAGGGAAAUGGAAAACAGUCAGCAGACUGUGCAGUCAUCCAGUUUUUAUGAGACUGAGCAGGUCGAAUCCUCUCAUUUUAUGGAGGAUAAAGAGCAGGAGGAAGCUUUGUCCUUGGACAGGAGUAAUGUCAUUGCCUCAGAUUACAUGCUGGAUGCUCAGGAUCUCAAUGAAUUUUUAGAUGAAGCUUCUUCUCCAGGGGAAUUCUCUGUUUUUUUGUUACACAGAUUGUUUCCGGAACUCUUUGACCACAGAAAAUUAGCUGAAAGGUAUAGCUGCUAUGGAGACUCUGGGAAACAACUGCUGGAUCCUCAUCGGCUUCAAGUGAUCCGUAGGUACACUGAGAUUUACUUUCCAGAUGUGCAAGAAGAAGAAGCCUGGUUGCAGCAGUGUGUUCAGCGAAUCAACGACGAGCUGGAAAACACCAACAUGGAUGGAAGCGAGGGUGACCAGAUGAGGGAUGACUGUUACGACUCUUCCAGUUUACCGGAUGAUGUGUCCAUCAUAAAAGUGGAAGACAGCUUUGAAUACGAAAAACCCGGCAGGCGCUCAAAAAAAAUCUGGCUUGUACCCAUAGACUUUGACAAGCUUGACUUUCCCCCUCCCGAUUUCGAUGUCCCUGUCCCAGAUUACCUGUUGAACAAAGAACAGAUUAAAAGCAUAUACGAAAGCAGUCUGUCCAUAGGCAACUUUGCCUCUCGAUUGCUUGUCCUCCUAUUCCCUGAACUGUUUACUCACGAGAACUUACGGAAGCAAUACAACUGCAGUGGGUCUUUAGGCAAGAAGCAGCUCGACCCCACUAGAAUUAGAUUAAUCCGACACUACGUGCAGAUACUGUACCCCAGGGCAAAGAACGACAGAGUGUGGACGUUGGAGUUUGUUGGGAAGCUUGACGAGAGGUGUCGGCGAAGAGACACGGAGCAGAGGCGCUCGUACCAACAGCAACGCAAGGUCCACGUGCCAGGGCCUGAGAGGAGGGAAUUUUUCAGCUAUGCAAUAAACUCCGAGAGGUUUCGGGAGGAGUUCGAGGGGCCGCCGCUGCCGCCGGAAAGGAGCAGCAAGGAUUUCUGCAAGAUACCACUUGAUGAACUCGUUGUUCCUAACCCAGACUUCCCUGUGCCUUCAAUGUAUUUGCUGUCUGAUAAGGAGGUGAGAGAGAUAGUGCAGCAGAGCCUCUCGGUCGGCAACUUCGCUGCCAGGCUUCUGGUGAGACUCUUCCCUGAACUCUUCACUCCGGAGAACCUCAGACUGCAGUACAACCAUUCAGGUGCUUGUAAUAAAAAACAGCUCGACCCAAUCAGGCUGAGACUGAUCCGACAUUACGUGGAGGCAGUUUACCCCGUGGAGAAGAUGGAAGAGGUGUGGCAUUAUGAAUGUAUACCCAGCAUCGACGAGAGGUGCCGGCGGCCCAACAGAAAAAAGUGUGAUAUACUGAAAAAAGCCAAGAAAGCAAAAAAGUGACGGGCUCUGGCAGUUCCUCUAAGACUUUGACCACUAAAUUAUUGUCAGGAUUGUCAUGCUUUUGGUCUAAGCUGAGGGCCCUGUCGGGAGCUGAGGGGGCUCAGCGUCUCGGACAGCCGGGCACUGGGUGUGUUGUGUGUCACUGUGUGUGUGUUGGGCGGGGGGGAAGUGGCUUUUGCUGCGUUGUACCUGGGGAAGGAGCACAAGUCAGCAGCACCUGAGCCACCCAUGACUCAGUGCAUGAUCUUCAGACCAUGCAGGUCCGUGUGUUGAAACUGUGUUGCUCCACUCCCCAUUUCUGCAUCUUUCUUUUUUAUCACUUUCUAGCAACAAAGAAUUAUUUUUUUCUUUUCUAAUGGUGCUCUUCAGGGGCAGUUCGUCAUUAUACCCUUAUAAACAGUCCUGUUAGUUAAUCUGGAGUUUGAAAUCUGACCUUAAUUUAAAUUUGAAAGUGCCAUGUUUGUUUGGAAAUCAUUGGAAUGUUAGACUUUGCUUCUACAGUAAUUGCAGCUUCACAUUUGUUUUGUUCUUGAUGAUAGUGAGAUACUGAAAACAAUGAUAGUGUCAAAUAAUGGGUCAGAAUGCUGCCAUUUGCAUUUUUGACUGUUACCCAGGUUUUGUUCCUAAAACCAAGAAUUAACUUUAGAAGAAUAUAGACACAAUGUGAAUGUUGGGGUUUUUUUUAUACUGACCCCACAAGCUUGAUCCUGCCCCUGUUGAGUUCCUUUUUUGUGUUGUCCAGCGUCGCGGCUGGCGUGGCUGAGGAUGGCUUGGCUGAGCAGCAGAACAGACCCCGGGGUUUCAGGGUCCCCAGGUGGGAGCUGUGCUAAUGUCACUUACCCUUUGAUCAGUGCAGCACCAUCAGGUGUAGAGCUGGUGACCUCUUCACUUUGCCAAAUUGACUGAGUGUAGUUAGUAGCUGUUUGAAGGCGUUAACUGUGUGUGUAUAACUUAGGUUCCUCCGGUCGAGUUUGCCUCCGUAUUAUGUUCAGUUACAAAGACCACUGAGAACCCAAUGUGAAUUUGCUGUAUGAGUCAACACUGGAGAGGGCUGCUUGAAAACUAGUUUUCCUCUUUUUGUUUGUUUGUUGUUUGUUUGGUUUUUUUUUGAUACUCAGAAAUGGUGAGAGAGAGUCAGACAUGAUAUUUUAAGACAGCCAAGACAGUGGUUGCUGCCUGACUGUCACUGGGACACCUUGAAACAAUCACUGAUGUUCUCUGUGGUCCUUUGUUGUUGUUUACUUAGAUGGGUCAUAGUAUCAAAAUUUAAUUCAAGUCCAGUGUAAUUUUCUAUUUUAGCAUUUGUAAGAAAGUACAAAAUAAUUGGUAUUUUUACUUCAGAUUUUUAGAAUUUAUUGUUCUUAGAGUCUUAUUGAUCCCUUUCUUUUAAAAACAAAACAAAACCUUUUUUUCCUAAUGUGAAGAACUAGUAAAAGUAUUAUGUUAAACUGGGAGUAAACCCUAACAGAUAGUAGCAUUUGCUCCUUUUCCCCCUAUACUAGCAACAUUCUCAAAGAAUGUUUGAAUAAAGUCAUGAAUGUACUAAAUAAUACACUGAUACUGUUAUAUCCAUUAAAUGUUUCCUGUUGGUUUAAAUAAUAGCAAACCAUGCACAAAGUGGAUACCAGAGCAAGUAUGGUUAUAAUAAUAACAUGAAAACAUUUUACCAAAGAUAUAGAACAUUACCACAAUGUUUGCAUCUUAUCUUUCAUUUUAGUGCAUAAAUUGAGUCAAGUGAAUGUAUCAUAAACCAAGACUUCUCAUGCCAUUGUAUGCUACCUAGCACCUCUGUGAAGUUUUUUUUACAUGCACUUUUGGGGGAGAUGUAAAAUGACAGAAAUUAUUAACAGCUGCUUAAUUUGCUGUUGCCAAUGGCUGGCCAGAAGGUAAGAAACAGAAGUGUAUUUUCUUACCUUAAUAUUUGUUUAACCACUUAGUGCUGUUGAAGCUGUCAGAAGAAUUAGAUCUUAACUUCUGUACAACUGGCAGAUGUUACUGGCUAGCCUGCAAAUCUGAGACAUAACUGGCUUUUACUGUAGAUGUUAAGACAUUAAGUCAACAAAUGAGGCCAUUUAUAUUAUUUACUAAGGAGUGAAAAUCCAGUUUUCACCUUUUAAAAUUGUUUCUGAAAGUGGGUAAUGAAAGAUUUUCAUUGGUUUUAUUUCUCUUCUGUCUAAUUGUUGUGUACAUUCCUUCUAUCUCACUCUUCACAAGCCUUUCAUGAUUGUGUGAUUGUAUGUUUUAUAACUGGUAGCAAGAAAAUACAGACAUAUGAAUAGUGACAUAGUUCACUGAUGAAAGCUCUUGCAUCUGAAGUACAGCCACUUCAUCCACUUGGUCAGUCUUGUAAAUAAAUUAAAGGUAUAUUAUUUUCAUACAA
Molecule: messenger RNA, 5088 nt
Organism: Apus apus (common swift)
Lineage: Eukaryota; Metazoa; Chordata; Aves; Apodiformes; Apodidae
Gene: BEND3
Product: BEN domain containing 3
Exons: 4
Coding region: 198-2708 (836 amino acids)
Biological process (GO): rDNA heterochromatin formation
Cellular component (GO): heterochromatin
Molecular function (GO): DNA binding
Source: RefSeq, a predicted model, not a curated record